AUGGCGUGCUCGUCGUCGCUGUUGAUGUUCAAGCUCGAAAAUGUGGAAUCCAGGAAUCCACUGGAAUGCAUCAUAUGCGACCGGGAAUUCUCCUCGCCAGUUCGCUUAUCAUGUCAGCACAGUUACUGCCGAGAAUGCAUUCAAAAUCGUAAAAGCUGUCCAGUUUGCGGUGCGCCAGUGGAUGGCGAGGCGUGCCCGGAUACUCUUCUUUCAUUUUUGAUUGAUACCAGCCAUGAAACUGCUGAUGUAUGUGCCAACUGUGAUAAGAUAUCGCAGCCAAUGCAUUUUUGUGAAACCUGUCAACAGGCGCUUUGUAAUCGCUGCCGACAAAACACGCAUCAGGCGCGAAUGUUUGCUGCCCAUCGAGUUGUGCCGCUGGAGGAAAGAGCACGAGUCAAGGGACGCAUAACAUUUUAUUGCGAGGAAAUAAAUUUAAGGCUUCAUCUUGUUCAUAUUGAUGCUGCACAUAAGCUGAUUUGUGAGAAGUUGGAUAAAGCAACUGUCAAACUGCGCUCUUUUCAGGAUGAUGUACGUGAACAGCUACAGUUGCGGAAACGUUUGGCAUCCGAACUUGCUGAAAGUCAUCGUGUUGCUUGCGAGAGUAUUCGGCAGACAUGCCAAGAGAUGACCGAUACACUGUUAGCACUCCGUGAUCGUUUAUUGAAAAAGCUUGACGACGAGAUGGCAACACGAGUGCAACACUUCCAUGAGCAGAUGCGACGGUUGACUUCGCUACAGAGUUUAAUGGCAAUGCAGUGCGAGAAGCCACAGUAUACCGGUGAUUUAACAAUCGAUAGUAGGGAAGAAUUCAGUAGGGCGUUGGAGCCUUUCUUGGGGCUGUCUUCGUUUCUGCUAAACACUGAAAGAAAUAAAGGAAAUGAGGGCAGUGAGAAGACUUGUGGAACAGCGUCACCACGAAGUAGUUUUGUGAGACACUCUGGGUCGGGAUAUGUGAACGGUUGUCAGUUAUUGCUAAGCAAGUACCAGCUGGUGGUUGAUCUGGCCGGUGCAUUUGGCGAGCAGUUUGCGCGGGUUGAGACCCCACUUCAGCAGUUCAGUCAAGAAAUGUCCGUUAUGGGUAAAAAGGUGCAGGAGCUGCAAAGGGACUUGACCCUGCGAAGAUGUAUCAUUGAGAAGGAUGUGAUUGACGAUCUCGUGAACAGAUGCAAAGAAUUGUAUAUAAAAGUUGGAGAACAUUCGACAGUGGUCAGUGAUCUGCAGCCGCAGCUACAGCUCAUUUGGCAAGAACAACUUGAUCGAGUCCGUAGGCAGCAGGCUUUAUUCCGAAAAAAGGUGGAAGAGACGAUCACACUACGGGAGAAUGCACGUCAUCUGCUCUGUGCAUCAAAACAACUUGAGCCAUAUGCAGUUUGCUUGGCGGCCGUAACAUCGGUGAUUGACCACAAACGUUGUCAGAAGCCGGAUCCGGCACCAAUGGAGACCAUUUGCCAGCAGAUCAAUACAAUCGAGCCGGAUAGCCAACAAAGAAUUGAAGCUAUUGAGAAGGAGGAACAAAUACGUCGCAUGGUACAGAACCAGAGGAAGCGUGAGGAACAAAUGAAAAUUGCAGCGGUAAAGAAAAGCUUGAAAACAACGAAGGAACAAAAGAAGUUGAUGAAGAAGACUACUGCUGAU
Molecule: messenger RNA, 1635 nt
Organism: Gongylonema pulchrum
Lineage: Eukaryota; Metazoa; Nematoda; Chromadorea; Rhabditida; Gongylonematidae
Source: the annotation of a GenBank genome assembly